Molecule: messenger RNA, 2226 nt
Organism: Colossoma macropomum (tambaqui)
Lineage: Eukaryota; Metazoa; Chordata; Actinopteri; Characiformes; Serrasalmidae
Product: aldo-keto reductase family 1 member B1-like
Exons: 10
Coding region: 118-1068 (316 amino acids)
Cellular component (GO): cytosol
Molecular function (GO): aldose reductase (NADPH) activity
Source: RefSeq, a predicted model, not a curated record
ACUGGCCUUUUAUCUGGGGAGCUGCCACAGUGUUUAGAGGCAGAGAGACGUCUGGUGGAGUCAUAACAACAACACCAUCUAAAAAAGUACAUCUAGUGAAAAAAUAACUGCUUCAUCAUGGCAUCCGCUCUCACUCUCAAUACUGGAGCACAAAUGCCUAUUUUAGGUCUGGGGACAUGGAAGUCCUCCCCAGGAGAGGUCACAGAAGCCGUAAAGGUGGCCAUCCAGGCUGGUUACCGUCACAUUGAUGGGGCUCCUGUCUAUCAGAAUGAGGAAGAGGUUGGGGCCGGCGUCCGUGCCAUGAUUGACCAAGGAGUGGUAAAAAGAGAGGAACUUUUCAUCGUCAGCAAGCUAUGGAGCACGUUCCAUGAGAGAUCUCUGGUUAGAGGAGCCUGUGAGAAAACCCUGAGUGACCUAAAGCUGGACUAUCUGGAUCUCUACCUGAUGCAUAACCCUAUGGGCUUUAAGCCUGGAGAAUCUUUUCUUCCUCUUGAUGCUGAGGGCAAAGCCAUUCCAGAUAACAGCACCUUUCUGGAGACAUGGGAGGAAAUGGAGAAGCUGGUGGACGCUGGGCUGGCCAAGGCCAUCGGCAUCUCCAACUUCAACCGAAGCCAGAUUGAAGCCAUCCUGAACAAGCCAGGCCUCAAGUACAAACCUGCCAACCACCAGAUUGAGUGCCAUCCCUACCUGACGCAGGAGAAGAUGAUCAACUUCUGUCACUCUAAGGGCAUCACAGUGACUGCGUACAGCCCUCUGGGGGCCCCUGACAGACCAUGGGCAAAGUCAGGUGAUCCGUCCCUCCUGGAGGACCCAAAGAUCAGAGCCAUCGCUGAUAAAUAUAAGAAAACAGCAGCGCAGAUCCUAAUCCAGUUCCACAUUGAUAGGAAUGUUGCAGUUGUUCCCAAAUCUGUCAAUCCGGAAAGAAUCAAAGAAGAUUUCCAGGUCUUUGAUUUUAAGAUGAGUAAAGAAGAUAUGAACACCAUUAUGAGCUUCAACAGGAACUGGAAAAUAAUUCCAAUGGAUUGGGCUUCUAACCACAAGGACUACCCACUGAACGCAGAGUACUGAGCUCCUCGCCUGCCCGGCCUGAACUGAAGUCAAGCCCAAACAAUUCAUAAACCAGGAAAUCAGUUGAUUUUAUUAAUCACUCAUUCCUGAAACUGUCAUUUCUUAACAAAGACUGAACCAAGUCUCUGUGUGAAACGUCUCUCAGUGUUUUGUGUCUGUAAGCGAGCGUCUUCUCUUAAUAGUAUAAAACUAUUUUCUCAAAUAUUUCUUGAUUCUACAUGGAAGCACUGCAUUUACUGAGCAAAUCAAACAACACAUAUUUUUUUAAGAAUGCAACUACUUUUAAAUGUUUGCAGCCACUGAAAUUCCAUCUCAAACAUUACCCCAAAAAAUGUUUCCACAUUAACGCUACAUAUUCAAUUUAAUAUAAAACCAGUCAUUUUUGCUCAAAUAUAAUAUGGCAAUAUGUAAAUGCAGUUAAGUGACAAUGAAGAGUGACAGCAUUUCAGCUUUCAGAGCAGCAAAGACUGAAAGCUGGUAAGUUUAGCUUUUGUUCAGCACUGGUCAGUUGUUGUCGGCUCCCCACUGAACUGGUCAACCUGCUCUAUUAAGGACAGAAUACAGUCUCGUUACAGAUAAUAUAGACCAGUUGAAAAGAGUUAACGGUAACCAGAAGGUGGGACGGUUGAGGUGGGAUACCCACUUUAACCAUUGCCCCACCCAAAAUGCUCAUAUUUUUUCAAUGUUAAAGUUUUAUGAUUGAAUAAGCCAAAAACACAAAUUAACUACACACAAAUAAUAAAACGUAUGUUUCUAACACCGAAUUGAGUCUCAUGGCCAGCGGCCCUGCUGAAUAGUUAACAGACUCUGUUGUAUUUGCUGUGACAUAUUUAGUUUUGUAGCUGCAAUACUACGUUUUCAUCACUGGAGUGCGACAUUAAUAUUUUUGUUAGUGUGAUUAAUAGAAAAAAAAGUAACUAAAAUUUUCUACAUGAUAUAAUUAGACUCUCAGAAAAUACCUGUUCUCGAUUUCAAGUCUUGUAAUAUUUAGUAAGCCCUUACACUGGAACCUUUAAAAAGUCAUGUUUUGUUUUAUUUUGCACUUUAAUGUUUUAUAUUAUAUUAAAUCUAGUCUUUUGGUCAAAUAAGACCACUUAUGUUUUACAAAACCAAUAGAAAAUUUAGUUCUGAAUAAAAAUACGAAAAUUAUCCAAACGA